AUGCCAUCCUCACCCCCCGAUCACCGCAACUGCUCAAAGCGAGUGGUAAUUCAAAGCGUUGCGAAAAUGGCCGCGGCCCAACUUCCAAAGGCCAAAUUGGCUUCAAAAUCAAGCAAUGGAGUCUCGAAAAAGAAGACGCAGAUGCAUCGCAGGUCAAGAACAGGCUGCUACACCUGCAGGUUAAGGCGGAAAAAGUGCGAUGAGGGAACUCCCAUGUGCACCGCCUGCAAGCACCUUGGCCUCCAAUGUGAAUACAAGAGACCCGUCUGGUGGAGCAACAAUGAUGCGAGGAGAAAACACAAGGAGGACAUCAAGGGCAUCAUCAAGCGCAAGAAGAUGACGGAGAAGACCUCGACCUCGGUCAACACCUCAGUCAGCCCGCCUCCUAGCUUGUCGCACUCGCUGCUCACCUCGGCCACGUAUUCCAACUCGGUGGAUCGCACAAGGUCUGCCUCGAUUGACUCGCACUACUCGGCAGGCUUUGAUUUCAACAGUCCACCCGACGUGCUGGACCUCGGGCCGUACAACCCUCAUCUGGACCCAGACUUCAUGUUCAAUGGCUACUUGCCCUACGAGGUCGACAUCAAGACGGAGCGUCAAAUGUUCGUCAAUGACGUUCCCACACUCAGGGAGUCUCACGUUGCCACUUUCAGCACCUAUCAGACACCUCCACCCCCGGGCACCGUUUUGCCCUGCGGUCAGUUCGAAAACGGAUGGGUGGAGAGCCUGCACGAGGAGAGGAGACUGUCGCUGGCUGAGGAAGCUCUCAAUGUCAACUUCUUCGACUUUGCGCAUGGGCCCCACAACAGCUCGAGACAAGUGAGGAUCGAGCUCGAGGAGAGCGACCAGCGCUUGCUGGAUCACUUUAUCCAAUAUGUUCUCCCCAUCAUUUUCCCCAUCCUCGAGUCUAACCAGCACGGCUCGGUUGGUUCCGACCUGAUCCUCCCCGCCCUGCAGUCCAACAGCGUCUACCUCCACUGCUGCCUCAGCAUCGCGGCGCAGCACCUCAAGACGCACGCCAAGCUGCCCGCCGAGGAGAUUGACCAGGACAUCAUGAAGCACCGCUAUGAGACCAUCUUCUCCCUGUGCGAGUCGCUGAAACGCGACGAGAACCACCAGCAGAUUCUGGAAGCCACCCUGGCCCUCAUCUUCUACCAGUGCAUCGUCGGUUGCUUCGACGAUGGUCUGCUGGACAUUGCCUGGCAUCAGCAUUUCCAAGCUGCCAUCAGCCUCGUUCAGAAACUCGACCUGCCUCGCGUCGUGUCCGACCCUGCUGGUCAGGCCGGACCGACUCCGUUCAACAUGACGCUGACGGGCUGGAUCGAUAUCCUGGGAGCUACCAUGCAUGGCACCUCGCCCACGUUUGCGCACACGUACCGAGAGAAGCACUUGUCCCCGGUCAACUCGCAGCUGGGUCUCCGCGAGCUCAUGGGCUGCGAGGACCGCGUCAUGUAUCUCAUAUCGGAGAUUGCGUGCCUCGACUCCCUCAAGACUGACGGCAUGGAUGACUUCACCCUGUGCCAACACGUCUCCGCCCUGGGCGAGCAGCUCACCCUCACAGAGGUGGGCGACACGGGUCCUAGGAUUCCCUACAAUGCCAACGGCACCUUGUCGCCGAAGCAGCUGUGCAAGAACAUCACGGGUGCUUUCCGCAUCGCCGCCCGAAUCUAUCUGUGCAGCCUCAUCCCCGGCUUCAGCCCCAGCCAGCACUCGCCGCAGGGCCUGGCGGAGAAGCUCGUCAAUGUUGCCCAGUUUAUCCCUUCGGGGCCUCACGGAUAUGACCGCAGUCUUGUUUGGGUCUACCUUGUCGGGGGCUCCGUCAGCUUGCCCGGCAGCAGCUUCCGAGCCUUUUUUGAGGACCGCGUUGCCCAGCUGGGAGACGCUGCCAUGUUUGGCGCUUUCGGCCGAAUGGUGACUGUGGUGCGAGAAGUGUGGAUGUCUGCCGACAAGCUCGCUCAGGUGGCCACGCCUGGAUCGAAUGUCAUGCAUCCGUAUGUCAGUUGGCGGGACGUCAUGCGAACCAAGGGCUGGGACUUUUUACUGAUUUGA
This is a messenger RNA of Ustilaginoidea virens, 2049 nucleotides long. RefSeq lists its product as uncharacterized. The coding region runs from base 1 to 2049 and encodes 682 amino acids. The record is from RefSeq and is a predicted model, not a curated record. Gene Ontology annotation, biological process: positive regulation of transcription by RNA polymerase II. The transcript is spliced from 2 exons. Gene Ontology annotation, molecular function: zinc ion binding; DNA-binding transcription factor activity, RNA polymerase II-specific; transcription cis-regulatory region binding. NCBI's taxonomy places the organism in Eukaryota, Fungi, Ascomycota, Sordariomycetes, Hypocreales, Clavicipitaceae. Gene Ontology annotation, cellular component: nucleus.